Corylus avellana is the source of this 2307-nucleotide messenger RNA. RefSeq names its product NAD-dependent malic enzyme 59 kDa isoform, mitochondrial. Gene Ontology annotation, biological process: pyruvate metabolic process; malate metabolic process. Gene Ontology annotation, cellular component: mitochondrion. The record is from RefSeq and is a predicted model, not a curated record. Gene Ontology annotation, molecular function: NAD binding; malate dehydrogenase (decarboxylating) (NAD+) activity. NCBI's taxonomy places the organism in Eukaryota, Viridiplantae, Streptophyta, Magnoliopsida, Fagales, Betulaceae.
CUUAUAAAUACAGCAAGGCCUCAGUUUGUCAACACUAACAUUAGUUACUUUCUUGACCUAGCGUAAAUUUUCUCGGGAAAAUUUGCCGAGAAAGACCGGGAAACCAGGAGCGUAGGUGGGCUAGAGCCCGUGCUCCUGAAUUUCGUUGAGUUUUUAAGUUGCAGAUUUUGGUUGAUUUUUCAAGGGUGUAGAAUGUGGAAGCUUGCGCGAUUCGCCGCGGCAAAUCUGAGCCGAUCGAGGCGGUUCUCGACAGCGAUUCCUGGCCCGUGUAUUGUUCACAAGCGUGGUGCUGAUAUUCUCCACGAUCCCUGGUUUAACAAGGAUACUGGAUUCCCUUUGACUGAAAGGGAUCGUCUAGGGCUUCGUGGCCUUCUCCCACCUCGCGUGAUAUCAUUUGAGCAGCAAUAUGCUCGUUUCAUGGAGUCAUAUCGGUCAUUAGAGAAAAACACUCGGGGCCAACCAGAUAGCAUUGUUUCCCUAGCAAAAUGGCGGAUCUUAAAUAGACUGCAUGACAGGAACGAGACAUUAUAUUACCGAGUCCUUAUUGAUAACAUCAAAAAUUUCGCUCCGAUAAUAUACACUCCUACAGUAGGAUUAGUAUGUCAGAAUUAUUCAGGGUUAUUUAGACGCCCACGUGGAAUGUAUUUCAGUGCUAAGGAUAAAGGAGAGAUGAUGUCCAUGAUCUAUAAUUGGCCAGCUGAACAGGUGGACAUGAUAGUCCUGACAGAUGGCAGUCGAAUCCUUGGCUUAGGUGACCUUGGAGUUCAGGGGAUCGGAAUCCCUAUUGGAAAACUUGAUAUGUAUGUUGCUGCUGCUGGUAUCAACCCACAGAGAAUACUCCCGGUUAUGCUUGACGUCGGUACUAAUAACCAAAAGUUACUUGAAGAUCCUCUUUAUUUAGGACUUAGACAACCUAGGUUGGAAGAAGAAGAGUAUCUUUCAAUUGUUGAUGAAUUCAUGGAAGCUGUUUUCACACGUUGGCCCAAGGCUAUUGUACAGUUUGAAGAUUUUCAAAUGAAGUGGGCUUUUGAAACACUGCAACGAUAUCGUAAAAGGUUUUGCAUGUUCAAUGAUGACAUACAGGGAACUGCUGGUGUUGCACUUGCAGGACUGUUGGGAGCCGUGAGAGCCCAAGGUCGACCAUUGGCUGACUUUGUGAACCAAAAGAUUGUUAUGGUGGGAGCUGGGAGUGCAGGGCUUGGUGUUAUUAAUAUGGCUAUACAAGCUGUUUCAAGAAUGUCAGGAAACAGUGAAACAAGGACAAAAAAUCAGUUUUUCCUACUAGAUAAGGAUGGCCUCAUCACAAAAGAGAGGAAGGGACUUGAUCCGUCGGCAUCACCAUUUGCUAAAGACCCAAGAGAUAUUGAGGGACUCAGGGAGGGAGCUAGUCUAGUUGAAGUGAUUAAAAAGGUCAGGCCCCAUGUGCUUCUUGGUUUGUCUGGAGUUGGUGGUAUCUUCAACGAGGAGGUGCUUAAGGCAAUGCGAGAAUCUGAUUCAAGUAAACCCGCCAUAUUUGCUAUGUCAAAUCCCACCAUGAAUGCUGAAUGCACUGCUGCUGAUGCUUUUAAGCAUGCUGGAGAAAAUAUAGUCUUUGCAAGUGGAAGCCCUUUUGAAAAUGUUGAUCUUGGGAAUGGAAAAGUUGGCCAUGUAAAUCAAGCGAAUAACAUGUACCUGUUUCCCGGGAUUGGUUUGGGUACACUUCUCUCAGGUGCUCACUUUAUUACAGAUGGAAUGUUGCAAGCAGCCGCUGAGUGCCUCGCUUCUUACAUGACUGAUGAAGAUACUCAGAAUGGCAUCUUGUAUCCAUCUAUCAAUAGCAUUCGAGAUAUUACGGCAGAGGUUGGAGCCGCUGUUCUACGAGCAGCAGUCGCAGAAGAGCUGGCGGAAGGUCACGGUGACAUGGGGCCUAGAGAGCUCAAAAAUAUGUCCAAAGAGGAGACGGUGGAAUAUAUCACGCGCAAUAUGUGGUAUCCUAUUUACAGUCCUCUUGUUCAUGAGAAAUAAGGCUCCCGUCUUUAUGUGAUUCUUAGAGGCUGUUUCAUGUGGCUUACAUCUCAAAGAUCUGCAGUUAAACAUCAUAUUUUUGGGGUUUUCCUGAAUUCAUAAUUUAGAAGCUUAGAGACGAAGGGCGAAGGAUGUAGACUGGAAUGAAGCCCGCCUAUAAUCGAUUCUGAUAAAACCCCAUUAUCUUGAUUUGUGCAUUGUUGAAGUGACAAACUUAAAUGUGCAUAAUUUUUUUGUUCUGUUAUUACAAAAUACUACUAUUUCUGCCUUGUCAAGUUCAUGGGUGAAAUUUUCUUGGGUUUU